AUGGCGUCCUUCUCCCCUAUCCAAGAGACAGUCGAAUCAACCAUCCUGGCCCCAAUUGACACCGAUCUCGCUUCACUGAACGAGGUUGCCGCCUCUGAAAACGCCCUCUCUGCCUCGAUCAUGUCUCUCGAUAAACUCCAAGACCAAGGCUGUUCCCGCCACCGCUCCCUUCGUCAACCUGUCUCCCCCUACCUGGACUUCCUCAAUGAUCAACUUGAGAAGAUGAGCCCCGUCGAGGUCCUUCGCUUCGUCAAGAUCCUCUUCCCCAACGUCUACCAAUCCACCGCCUUUGGCUUGACUGGUCUCGUCACCAUUGACAUGCUGUCCAAGAUUCAAAAGGACUGGCCUGAAUCUCCCAAGGUCGACCUUAUCUUCCUCGAUACUCUCUACCACUUCCAAGAGACGUACGAUCUCGUCAACCGUGUCCAGGAACAAUAUCCCGAGCUGAAGGUCCACGUCUUCAAGCCCUACGGCGCCGAGAGCACCCAAGAGUUUGAAGACAUAUAUGGCGAGAAGCUCUACGACCGUGAGUCCGAGCUGUAUGAUGUGACGGCCAAGGUUGAGCCUCUCCAGCGUGCCUACACCGAGCUUGGCGUCAAGGCCAUCUUGACUGGUCGUCGCCGGUCCCAGGGCGGUGGUCGCCAGAAGAUCCCCGUCAUCGAGCUUGACGAGGAGAACAACAUUAUCAAGAUCAACCCUCUCGUCACCUGGUCCUUCAGCCAAGUCCACCAAUAUAUCAAGGAGAACAACGUCCCAUACAACGCCCUUCUCGAUCAAGGCUACAAGUCCAUUGGCGAUUGGCAUUCCACAAGCCCCGUCGGCGAAGGAGAAGAUGAACGCGCCGGUCGCUGGAAGGGCCAAGCCAAGACCGAGUGCGGCAUCCACAACAAGAAGUCGCGAUACGCUCAGUACCUCGAGGAGAUGGAGAGGAACACGAGUCAGCCCGUCUUGGCUGUCGUGAGGCAGGAGGCCUGGGAUCUCUUGCCCCUCACUUGGGGUGCGGGUUUCGUCGGCUACUCUCCUCGCACUGUUCAUCUUUUGGAUGUCUGGGUUCCCCCACCUCCGCCUUCUUUCAAUGAAAAGAAAGCCAAAAUCAUGGCGCAGCUUCAGCUGCCACCCGACGAGUACACAGACUUGUCCCCUAAGGGCUCUGUUGACGAGGCCCUAGUUGACGUUAUCGACGAGGUCAACGCUGUGGAAGGCUUCGUCACAACGAGUAGCUGCGCGGGUCGGGCUAGCGUCUUCCUCGAGGGCAGCAGGGUGGCACCCGCGGCGGGAAGCGGGGAAAGUGAGGUAGCCGAGAAGGUAGACUGGGAAACUGCAUUCGGCCUGGUCAAGGACGGAUCAGAGCCCGCGCAUGACCGGGGAUCUGACGACGGGGAGAAGAGGUUCAUCCACUUCAAAUUCGAGCCAAUGAUCCUCCACGUUCUUACAGCAUCUCUUGAGCAUGCCCAGGCCCUCCUCCGCUGCGCACAACAGGCUGGGUUUCGGGAGAGUGGCGUUAUCAACGUAACUGCGGGGGCCGGUGAGCCAGACAUCAUUCCGAUUGUCGCUAUCCGCACAAUGGGCUUAGGUUUCGAGUCGCUCAUAGGGUUCCAGCAGAAUGGAAAACGGCAGCCCAUGGUAGAGACGCCAUACCUGGAGACUCUUGUAGAGCUAUCUAAUACUCGGUUCGUGGAGAACAAGAAACGGAUAGAAAGGUUCCGUGUCGGAUUUCAAAACCUCAUCUCGAAUCGUAAGCUAGGUGGCCAAAAGAAGCCGGAAGGGUGGGAGGACGCCGAGGCGCGUCGGGCCCGGAAGAGAGCCGAGGGCCUCAAACGGCGGGAAGAGCUCAAAGCAGAGGGAGCCCGCAACGUAGAGGGGCAACCGGAUGAUACCGAGGGUGCUACAUCCUUCCUCACAGAUUUAGAGCUUCCACGCGAGGACGCGUGA
Parascedosporium putredinis is the source of this 1932-nucleotide messenger RNA. Lineage: Eukaryota; Fungi; Ascomycota; Sordariomycetes; Microascales; Microascaceae. The record is from the annotation of a GenBank genome assembly.